CGCAGUGGUCACAGGACGUUGCAUAGCAAUAACUCACAACUAGCAAAAAUGGCCAUCUCUAUGCGCACCCUGUCGGCUAAGACUGCCGCUCCUCGCGGCUUCGCGGGCCGCCGCGUUUCCGCCGUGAGCAAUGGCUGCCGCACCGUGAUGAAGGCCGGCAACUGGCUGCCCGGCUCUGAGGCCCCCGCCUGGCUGCCCGAGGACCUGCCAGGCAACUACGGCUUCGACCCCCUUGCCCUGGCUAAGGAGCCCGCCAGCCUGAAGCGCUUCACUGAGUCUGAGGUCAUCCAUGGCCGCUGGGCGAUGCUGGGUGUGGCCGGCUGCCUGGGUGUUGAGCUGCUGGGCUUCGGCAACUGGUACGAUGCUCCUCUGUGGGCCGUGAACGGCGGCAAGGCCACCUGGUUCGGCAUUGAGGUGCCCUUCGACCUGAACGCCCUGCUGGCCUUCGAGUUCAUUGCCAUGGCCGCUGCUGAGGCCCAGCGCAACGACGCCGGCGGUGUUGUCUACCCCGGUGGUGCCUUCGACCCCCUUGGCUUCGCCAAGGACUCCUCCAAGGCUGGUGAGCUGAAGCUGAAGGAGAUCAAGAACGGCCGCCUGGCCAUGCUUGCCUUCAUUGGCUUCGUUGCCCAGCACGCCGCUACCGGCAAGAGCCCCCUGGCUGCUCUGAGCGAGCACCUGGCCAACCCUUGGGGCGCCAACUUCGCCACCAACGGCGUCUCCGUCCCCUUCUUCUAAACGAGAAGCUGACUUCUUCAAUCUCCUGACUCCACGCUUGGUGUGCUAUCCGGCGCAACGAGCUGCAUAGCAUGGCGGGCUUGCGGACCGGCUUGACGGCCCCAGGAGGGCGGCCAGGCGCGCAGGCCCAAGCAAGCGUUGUACUACACCAUCAUGAACCAAUCCUCGCGAGGGGAACCAGUUUUGGCGACGAGGCGUGUCUUGACUGACGAGCGGCUGUGUCUGCGACGUUCUGUACAGUUGUGUGUGCGAGGGCUAUGUUAUUGACCACCGCGUGAUAUGCCAUCAGCGCUUGACGCUACUGCUGCUGCGGCGGCAGCGAAGGGUGCUGGUUGGGUGUCACGAGCAGGGCUGCUAGUGCGGAGAACCCUGUAAUAUGCAAAUCGUAC
Molecule: messenger RNA, 1124 nt
Organism: Astrephomene gubernaculifera
Lineage: Eukaryota; Viridiplantae; Chlorophyta; Chlorophyceae; Chlamydomonadales; Astrephomenaceae
Source: the annotation of a GenBank genome assembly